GAAAACUUCACCCUUUGCUACAGCUUGCUUCACAGGCAUUGCUCAGUCUGAGUGGCUGGAUGAGUUCUGGACUGUGAUUGAUAUAACACCACUUUCGUCUUUCAUCUUAGCACAAUGAAGGAGUUCCUAGUCUUCCUGCUGUGGGUCUCUGUGUUUCCAAAAGGCCAGAAAAGUGACAGCGAUUACUGUGUCACUUCCCUGAAGCAAGAUAUUCUCAACUUGAUGGUCAAAUGGGAAGAUAUUGCCUGCCUUAAGAAUCAGCAAGGCUUGCCCUCAAACCUUCUCCAAACAUUGCCCCGAAGUUGCAAGGAAAUCAAAACAGCACUGGAAGGAGCAUCGGAUGGAUUGUACUACCUGGCCACCGAAGAUGGUGAAAUAUACCAAACCUUCUGUGACAUGACCACCAACGGAGGUGGCUGGACUCUGGUGGCUAGCAUCCACGAGAACAACAUUUAUGGGAAAUGCACCCAGGGAGACCGCUGGUCCAGCCAACAGGGCGGUGAGAAAAACUACCCCAGGGGAGAUGGCAACUGGUCCAACAACGCCACCUUCGGAUCAGCCAUAGCCUCAACAAGCGAUGAUUACAAGAACCCUGGCUAUUACGACCUUGAAGCUCAGGAUCUGGCAAUAUGGCAUGUUCCCAACGACACCCCCAUGAAAGAGUGGGUGGCCACUGCCUUCCUGAGGUAUCACACUGAAACGGGAUUCUUGGCUGAGGAAGGAGGCAACCUCCUGAGACUCUACCAGAAAUACCCAGUGGAGUUUGGAAUCGGGAGCUGCCCAGAUGACAACGGCCCAGUGGUACCAGUCAUCUAUGAUGCUGGGAAUGAGGAGAAGACAGCUUUCCUGUUUGCACCAGAGUCUAAAGAUCAGAUUGAACCUGGCUUCAUUCAGUUCCGGGUGUUUAAUAACGAGAAAGCUGCCAUGGCUCUCUGCGCAGGGGUUAAAGUCACUGGUUGUGAUACAGAACACGUCUGUAUUGGUGGAGGAGGGCACUUCCCAGAACAAACCCCACGGCAGUGUGGGGACUACACUGCCUUUGACUGGAAUGGUUAUGGGACACACAGCGGCCGGAGUGUUGCCAAACAGUUAUUGGAGUCGGCAAUGCUGCUUUUCUAUCACUGAAUUUUCACCUACCAUUAAUUGAACCCUGGAAAAAACCAGAAUAAUUUUUGUUCCUGUUUCAGAAGCUCACAGUGUGGAUGAAAGAAUAUGAAUGUUGAUCUAUUUCAGCACUAUUUAUUUUAUUUAACAUUUAUAAGCAUUCAACAGUCCACUUACAAAAACAGCAUAUAGAAUGAAUUAAAUUUGUUUUAAUGGCCCUUUUAAAAUCGAUUUCUUUUUCAAACCACCUACGAAACAAAGUUUUAAGGGCCGUGUCUGGUCUUUUAAAAACACAAAAUGUACCAGU
Molecule: messenger RNA, 1411 nt
Organism: Pogona vitticeps (central bearded dragon)
Lineage: Eukaryota; Metazoa; Chordata; Lepidosauria; Squamata; Agamidae
Product: intelectin-like protein
Molecular function (GO): oligosaccharide binding
Source: RefSeq, a predicted model, not a curated record